Apis dorsata (giant honeybee) is the source of this 1548-nucleotide messenger RNA. Its product is annotated as T-box protein 2-like. Gene Ontology annotation, cellular component: nucleus. The record is from RefSeq and is a predicted model, not a curated record. Bases 287 to 1525 code for a protein of 412 amino acids. The transcript has 5 exons. Gene Ontology annotation, molecular function: RNA polymerase II cis-regulatory region sequence-specific DNA binding; DNA-binding transcription factor activity, RNA polymerase II-specific. Lineage: Eukaryota; Metazoa; Arthropoda; Insecta; Hymenoptera; Apidae. Gene Ontology annotation, biological process: regulation of transcription by RNA polymerase II; positive regulation of DNA-templated transcription; cell fate specification.
AUAUUUCGCAGCUACUUGUAACCAAGUUGGAAUUGCAUCGACCAAUGGGAUCAGCGUGGGCGCGGCGCUAAUAUAGUGGGGAGAAAGCGUCAACCAAUAGGAGGGAUAACCAUUGAAUGCAGUGAUGGAUCGUUGUAACAGAGUGCAAUUCCGAAAUGCAUGUUUAGUCGUCACUAAGCGUUAACGCUGAGUACUUCGGACGGAUAGAUUUUUCUACGAAUUUUCGUGUUUUGAUGCGAUCAAGUGAUAUAAAAUUGAUACAAUCAGUGUGGUGCAUCGAUUAAAGAUGAACUCGAUCAUGGCAAUGCCAAUGGAAUUGCAAUUGCAAUUACAUCCACAAACAUUUUUCCGUCAACAACAUAUCCCUCUUCGAAGACACAGACCAGAUAAUAUACCGAAUCCAAAUACAUGGUCAAUACCAAGUCUAGGCAGAGGACCUCCCUUACCUUCGGAAGUGAAGGUUGAAUUGCAAAAUCGGGAAUUAUGGUAUCAAUUUCACACGGAAACUACGGAAAUGGUGAUUACGAAAGGAGGCCGACGUAUGUUCCCAUCAAUCGAACUUACCAUCACAGGAUUAGAGCGUCGUGCUCGUUAUUGGGUCCUCCUCGAAGUGGAGCCGGCAUCCGAUCGUCGACACAAGUACGUCGGUGGUAACAGCAGUGGUAUUGGCAGUUUGGAGAAAGGUUAUGGGAAUGCAAGAUGGACGUCGAUUGGUCCAGCAGAAUUGCAGCCUGGAAUCGAUCGAAGAAUUUACUUGCAUCCGGAUAGUCCCGAGACCGGUGCUCAUUGGAUGCAACAACAACCGCUCAAAUUCGAUAAAUUAAAAUUGACUAACAACGCUGUCGAUCCUAGGAAUAACGUUGUUUUGACUUCUAUGCACAAAUAUAUUCCGCGAAUUUGGAUCAUUCGUUGCGACGAUGCGACCAGAAUCAGCGAUCUUUACAGUCAACCAGCCUCAUCCUUUAUGUUUCGUGAAACCGAGUUCAUUGCCGUAACCGCUUAUCAGAACGAAAACAUUACCAAGUUGAAAAUCAACAACAAUAAAUUCGCGAAAGGAUUUCGGGAUAAUGGUCAAUCUCGAUGCAAGAGAAAGUUUCAGGCGGAAGCGGAGAGAUUGAGUCGCAUCAACGACGAGGAUGAGACCGUGUUUCCGGAAUCUGAAUCGACGAACAGAGCGUCGAAUCAUCUGGAUGUGGCCAAUCAAAGGCCGAGAACAGCCUCCAGCGAAACAGGAAGUCUGGACGACAGCGGGAUUAGUAGCUGUGGAGGAGUCAGUCCACCCCUUCUCUUAUCCGGAAACAGAAAUUCACCGACGAAGGACGUCGAUCGAGAGGCGCAACCGAGAUUGCACAGGCCAUGGGUCGAUUCUUCUCCACAAUUUUCGUCGCCUACGAUUUCGUCCACCUCGUCGUUCAACUUAUCGCCCAGAUUCUACGAUUUCAAUUUUCCCAUGUAUUAUUUUAGCCUGUUUUACCCCUCCUUGGUGAUGAAUCCAGACUCGCGAAGUUAUCGUACCAAUGGAUGAAACAAUUUACGAAAUUUCAUCGA